Messenger RNA from Aspergillus terreus NIH2624, 2106 nucleotides. Its product is annotated as Zn(II)2Cys6 transcription factor. Gene Ontology annotation, molecular function: transcription cis-regulatory region binding; DNA-binding transcription factor activity, RNA polymerase II-specific; zinc ion binding. The record is from RefSeq and is a predicted model, not a curated record. Gene Ontology annotation, biological process: positive regulation of transcription by RNA polymerase II. NCBI's taxonomy places the organism in Eukaryota, Fungi, Ascomycota, Eurotiomycetes, Eurotiales, Aspergillaceae. The coding region runs from base 1 to 2106 and encodes 701 amino acids. The transcript has 2 exons. Gene Ontology annotation, cellular component: nucleus.
AUGCCUGCCGCGUCGAAGAAAAAGUCGUCUGCCGCCAAUGUGGCGAUGAAGAAGGCCAGCAUCGAUUCCUCGGUGUCGUCUUCGAGUGAAGGAACCCCGGUGGGGACGAUGGAGAAGUCCGCAGUCAAGAUGCACAAACGAUCUCGCUCUGGCUGCUUCACCUGCCGUCUCCGCCGCAAGAAAUGUGACGAGAAACACCCGGCCUGCAGUGCCUGUAUCAACCUGUGUGUCAAGUGCGAAUAUAAGCGUCCGGCAUGGUGGGCCAAUGCAGACCAGCGGAGACGCCAGAAAGAGAAGGUCAAGAACAUGAUCAAGCAGACGAAGAUGAAUGAGCGCAACGGGUCCAUGAGCGGUGCGUGUCUCGUCGGUGCAGACUCGCCGGUUCCCUCCACUCAUCCAUGUACAGACCCUGCCAGCCGUAGCCGGCCGAUAGACCCCUCCCCGACGAGUCCUGAACAUGAAUACGGUCGUCCAGUAUUCCCAGAGCAGUACGACAUGUUCUCGUCGCAGUUUGCUAACCCCGAGAUGCCUCAACAAAUCUGCGGGACGUUCGGUCCCUACGAGAUCGAUGUCAAGACAGAGCGACAGACCUAUGUCAACGACAUCCCCCUGCGCCAUGACUCGACCAGCUCGACCUUCAGCACCUUUGCGCCGCCGCAACUAAAUGCGCCUCUGCCAACCUUCCCCGGCGAGGACUGGUUCCACGAGGAAUGCUUCCCUCCGCCACCAGCUCUUCCCGGUAUCGACCCGGCGCUGUCCAGCCAGAAUAUCGCCCAGGCCUACGAGAUGCUGCAGGCCAACAUCCCCGUGAGUGACCAUGACCGACCUCUGCUCGACCACUUCAUCCAUAAUGUCCUGCGCAUGAUCUUCCCCAUCCUGGAGGCGCACCAGCGCGGCCACCUCCGCGCCCAGGCCAUUCUCCAGGCGCUCGAGACCAACAGAUGCUACCUCCACUGCUGUCUCAGCGUUGCUGCCAUCCACUUGAAGACGACAGACCCCACUAUGGGCGAGCAGAUCGACCACGACAUCAUGCGACACCGUUUUGAGGCUGUUUCACAGCUGUGUCUGGCGCUGGGCGAGGACACCAAGCACGAAGAGAUCCUCGACGCCACCCUCGCCAUGAUCUUCUUCCACUGCUCCGUCGGUCCCGCGGACGACUACCUGCCCGAUAUCCCCUGGUACGACCACUUCCAGGCAGCGUCCAACCUGGCGAACCGACUCGGCCUGCCGAACGCCGUCGAGGCCUGCGGAAACCCCUACAUGCAGCCGCCCUUCAGCAUGACCCUCACGUCCUGGAUCGACAUCCUCGGCUCGACGAUCCACGGAAAGACGCCCGAGUUUGCGCACACCUACCGCUCCAAGCACCUGAGCGGCGCCUCCUCCGGCCUCCGCGAGCUGAUGGGCUGUGACGACCGCGUCAUGUACCUCAUCUCCGAGAUCACCUGUCUGGACGCCCUGAAGAACGCCGGGAGCAUCGACGAAAUGGCCGUGUGCUCGCACGUCUCGGCCCUGGGUCGCCAGCUGGAAUUCACCGAGCCGGCCGACCAGACCCUGGAGAACCCUUACGCUCCCAACGGCAUGCUGCGCCCCGACGUCCUGACCAAAAACAUGACCGCCGUCUUCCGCAUCGCCGCCCGCAUCUACCUCUGCAGCCUGGUCCCCGGCUUCGACCGCAGCCAGCCCAGCAACCUCAACCUGGUCGCCGCCAUGGCCAACACGCUGCAGUUCAUCCCGUCCGGCCCCAACGGCUUCGACCGCUCCCUAGUCUGGCCGCUCCUCAUCACGGGCGCCUACUCCGCGCCCUCGAGUCAUUUCCGCGCCGUCCUGGCCGACCGCGCCGCCGCACUCGGCCCGCACGCCGACCUGGGCAGCUUCGGCCGCAUGUACCGGGUGUUGCAGGAGGUGUGGCGCGUGACGGACGAUCCGAUCGAGACCUUCAGCACGGUGAAGGACAGCCCCGACCUGGCCAGCCCGGUGAAGCUCGAGGGGUCGGCGUCGCCGCAACCCAUCACCGGCGCCGAAUGGGAGUCGCCCGAGGCCCGACGGCCGCAGAUGCACUGGCGCGACGUGCUGAAGCAAAACGGGUGGAACUAUCUUCUAAUUUGA